AUGAAGCUUCCUUUCAAAUACACCAGGUCUCAACUUGAAGUUUUCCGCUUUGCAUUUUGUCUCUUAUCACCAGUGGCAGUUAUGUACUACAUCGGUAUAGAUACCGACAAAAAGCUGAACGUGCCAGGGUUUUGGCCCGACCCUGAGACUUUGAACAAAAUACCCAAGGAACCAUACGAAAUAAAAGCUGAGCUAGCAAGAAUGAAAAAAGAAAGACUCGAGAAAAGACUGCGUCUUGAGAAGAAGAUCUCAGAGGAAUACGGAAUAGAUAUUGAAGCUGAAAAAGCUCGUAUCAGGGGGCAGAUGAAUGAAAAAUAG
This is a messenger RNA of Lachancea lanzarotensis, 318 nucleotides long. RefSeq names its product LALA0S07e01222g1_1 (gene PET100). The transcript has a single exon. NCBI's taxonomy places the organism in Eukaryota, Fungi, Ascomycota, Saccharomycetes, Saccharomycetales, Saccharomycetaceae. Gene Ontology annotation, biological process: mitochondrial respiratory chain complex IV assembly. The coding region runs from base 1 to 318 and encodes 105 amino acids. The record is from RefSeq and is a predicted model, not a curated record. Gene Ontology annotation, cellular component: mitochondrial inner membrane; mitochondrion.